Molecule: messenger RNA, 1494 nt
Organism: Metarhizium brunneum ARSEF 3297
Lineage: Eukaryota; Fungi; Ascomycota; Sordariomycetes; Hypocreales; Clavicipitaceae
Product: Retrovirus-related Pol polyprotein from transposon TNT 1-94
Source: RefSeq, a predicted model, not a curated record
AUGGAAGUCGAAUGGACAAGUGUACAGAAACGAGGAACGGUUAAGCCAAUCCCAAGGGAUCAGGCAACCAGCCAAGUGCUACCGCUCACAUGGGUAUUCAAAUACAAAUUCAAUAAACAUGGAUACCUUCAGAAGUUCAAAGCACGAAUCUGCGUUCGAGGUGAUCUUCAGCAGCUAGGGUCCAAGGAUACCUACACCGCCACCCUCGCAGGACGUUCUUUUCGAAUCCUAAUGGCAAUCACCGCCAAAUUUGACCUCGAAACGAGACAACUCGACGCGGUCAACGCAUUCACAAAUAGUGUACUCGACGAAAACGUAUAUGUCCAAUUCCCAGAUGGCUACCGCCGCAGAGGAUGGGUCCUGAAACUGCUACGAGCAUUAUACGGACUAAGACGGUCACCACUGCUAUGGCAGAAGGACCUGACCGCAGCUUUCGAAAACCUUGGCCUCAAACAGAGCCAAGAGGAGCCAUGCCUUUUCAGAAACAGCUGGCUCACAGUUUUCUUCUUCGUUGACGGCAUCGUCCUGCUGUACUGUGCAAGACACCAAGACGCCGCAGACGAAUUCAUCGUCAAACUGAAAACCCAAUAUGAAAUGAAGGACCUAGGGGAACUCAAGUGGUUCCUAGGCAUUCGUGUCCUGAGAGACAGAGCAGCUCGCAAGCUAUGGCUCUGCCAGGACUCAUAUAUCGAAAAGAUUGUAAACCAAUAUGGGAUCACUAAGCGUGACCAAUUCAAAGGAAAUUUAUUCCCCACAAACGACUUGCAACGUCGAAAGGACCAGGCAAGACCAGACCUUGUCCAUCGAUAUCAGCAGAAGGUCGGCUCCGUCAACUAUGUCGCAGUCAUAACGCGAGCCGACAUCGCAAAACCGAUAUCCAAGCUUGCAGAAUUCCUGCUCAACCCAUCAGACCAGCAUGUCUACCUGGUGGAUCGCAUAAUGGAAUAUCUCUGGCCCACUCGGUUCCUUGCCAUUCAAUUCAACGGAAUAAGCUGCACAACGGAAAUGAUCAAGGUCAACCACUGCAGCAUUCCACGAGAGCUCCGCAUCGCAUCCGACGCUGCAUCCGCCGACGAUCCGGAGACACGAAAGUCAUCGCAAGGAUACAUCAUAAUCCUAUUUGGAGGACCUGUCAGUUGGAAAACAGGAAAGCAAACCACAGUCACGACCUCAUCAACCGAGGCAGAACUGCUAGCGUUUACUCACACUGCCAAGGAGGCAAUUGCCACACAAUGUCUGUUUCAACAGAUUGAUCUUCAACUAGACCAUCCACUCCUCAUCGAAUGCGAUAACAAACAAACAAUCAGAUUGAUCGAAGUUGAUCUUCCACGUCUGAAGACACAACUCAAGCACGUAGAUGUUCAUAACUGCUGGGCAAGACAGGCCUAUCAGCAAGGACAAUUCCAAAUCUCAUACACGCUGACCACCAAAAUGGUCGCGGACGGUCUCACAAAGAUCUUACCAGGCCAGAAGUUUAAGUAUUUUAUUAAAUAA